This is a messenger RNA of Suricata suricatta (meerkat), 435 nucleotides long. Its product is annotated as serpin B11-like. Gene Ontology annotation, molecular function: serine-type endopeptidase inhibitor activity. The record is from RefSeq and is a predicted model, not a curated record. The transcript has a single exon. Gene Ontology annotation, biological process: negative regulation of endopeptidase activity. NCBI's taxonomy places the organism in Eukaryota, Metazoa, Chordata, Mammalia, Carnivora, Herpestidae. The annotation marks the transcript as partial.
AUAGAGAAACAGCUGAACAUGAAGACAUUUUAUGAGUGGACCAGCUCUGCCAACAUGGUAGAAAAGGAAGUUGAAGUCCAGAUCCCCAAAUUCAAACUUGAAAUCAAGUAUGAGCUAAAUUCUCUGCUAAACUCCCUUGGGAUGACAGAUAUCUUCAACGAAAUCAAAGCUGAUCUCUCUGGAAUGUCACCAGCCAAAGGCCUGUAUUUAUCAAAGGUCAUUCACAAGUCAUACGUGGAGGUCAAUGAAGAGGGCACCGAGGCAGCAGCAGCCACUGGGGACAGCUUUGUUGUGAAAAGACUCCCCAUCCGGGCUCAGUUCCUGGCGAACCACCCCUUCCUGUUUUUCAUAAGGCACAUCCCUACCAACAUGCCCCUCUUCUGUGGCAAGCUUGCCUCCCCCUAAACAGGGGGCGCUGAGUGAGGCUCAAGGUCA